Salvia splendens (bonfire salvia) is the source of this 4987-nucleotide messenger RNA. RefSeq lists its product as uncharacterized. The coding region runs from base 4052 to 4795 and encodes 247 amino acids. NCBI's taxonomy places the organism in Eukaryota, Viridiplantae, Streptophyta, Magnoliopsida, Lamiales, Lamiaceae. The transcript is spliced from 9 exons. The record is from RefSeq and is a predicted model, not a curated record.
UACUUGCCCAAUCAGCAUCAAUGUAUCCAUCAAUCUCCAAAUAUUUCUUCUUUUCUAAGAAAACUCCAAAGCUGGCUGUUCCCUUUAAGUAUCUCACGAUUCUCAUGACAACAUCCAUAUGAUCUUCCUGAGGCUGAUGCAUGAAUUGACUGACAACUCCAACUGCAUAUGUGAUGUCGGGCCUAGUAUGAGAAAGAUAGAUAAGUUUAGGAAUAUUCCGUGCUUGGAUCUCAACACUUCAAUUCCUAGGAAGUACUUUAAAGCUCCCAAGUCCUUCAUUUCAAACUCCCUGGAAAGAUUCUCCUUUAGAUUUUGGAUCUCUUCGGCAUCAUCUCCUGUUAUGAUCAUGUCGUCAACAUAGAUUAUUAGACAUGUCAUUUUGCCGUUCCUCUUCUUUAGGAAUAGUGUGUGAUCUGAAUGGCUCUAUUUGAAGCCAUGUUUGAACAUUGUCUGGCAAAAUCUUCCAAACCACACUCUGGGGGAUUGCUUUAACCCAUAUAGAGUCUUCCUCAAUCUGCACACCUGUCCUUUUCCAAAUUCUUCACAAAAACCUGGGAGAACCUCCAUGUAGACUUCUUUGUCUUUCUCAAGUUCUCCAUGAAGGAAGACAUUUGUAACAUCAAACUGGUAUAAUGGCCAUUCCUUACAUGCAGCUACAGAUAGAAGUGCUCUUACUGUAUUUAGUUUGGCCACAGGGAGAAAGUUUCUUCGUAGUCUACUCCAUACACCUGAGUAUAUCCCUUAGCAACCAAUCUUUCCUUGUAUCUCUCGAUUGAACCAUCUGCACGCCUUUUUAUGGUGAAGGUCCACCGACAUCCUACUGGUUUCUUUCCCGGAGGUAGAGUACACUUUUCCCACGUUUCAUUUUUUAUCAAGGCAUCAAUCUCCUUCUUCAUGGCUUCCCUUCAGUGCUUGUGUUUCAUUGCUUCUUCGAAGGACUCCGGAAUCUCUUCUUCUUUAUAAAGUGCAGCUUCGAAUGCCCUAGCCAUUUCGGUAAGGUGUCCCUGGGUGAGAUUGGCAAUACUGUUUCUAGAUUUCCGCCAUUUCCAGUCUGGCGAAUAUCUCCGAGGAGGAAUGCCCCUUGUACUUCUUUAGGGCAAUCUGCCGUGCCCUGUCUCUUGUUCCACCGGGGGUUCAUUUGUGUCACCUCUGUUUUCCCUGUCACUGUUAGUGGUUUCAGGUAGGGUACCAAUAUUGGGAUCAGAAGUGUUUACCUCAGAAUUCAAAGACUGGCCAGAUAGCUCGGUGGGAUCCUGAAGCGACACAUCAUGUUCUUGGGGAUUUGACUGGCCGAUGGUACUGCUAACUUCCUCCGUUGGACCAACUUCUGUGACAGGAUUUUGGUCUGACUCAUUUGUUUGGUUGUUCUCUCCCUCCCCCUGAAUGGUAUCUCCCCAAAGAGGUAGCCAAUUUAGUGUGUCACUACUCGAGUUUUCUAACUUACUCUCCCCCUGACCGCUAGAUUGGCUAUAGAAAUAUUCGCUUUCAACAAAGUCGUAGUUCAUAGUUGUGUACAUACGAUCUGUCGAAGGGUCAUAGCAUCGAUAACCUUUUUUAUUUUUCCCAUAACCCAAGAAGACACAUUUGACUGCACAAGGUGAGAAUUUGUCACGAUCAUGUUUGGGGAUGUGAACAAAUACGGUACAACCAAAAAUUUUAGGGUCGAGAUGGAGGGACGAUGGUACCGAGUUUUGGGAAGAGAAGACCUCUAGAGGAGUUUUGAAGUUAAGGAUCCCAGUGGGAAGACGAUUUAACAGAUAGACGGAAGUUGCGAUGGCUUCUGGCUAGAAGGAUUUUGGGAUGUUUGAUUCAAUGAGUAGGGCACGGGUGAUUUCUAGGAUAUAUCGAUUUUUCCGCUCGGCUACCCCAUUUUGUUCUGGUGUAUAGGCACAUGAAGUUUGGUGAACAAGGUCAUUUUCAGUGAAGAAAGAUGUCAUCUUAGAGUUCACGUAUUCCCUCCCAUUAUCAGAUCUAAGGAUUUGAAUUCUAGAGUUAUAUUGGGUUUGGACAAGACGAUAAAACUCAGUAAAUUUCUCAAAAACUUCUGAUUUUGUUUUCAAAAAAUAAAUCCAAGUCAUACAUGAAAAAUCAUCAAUAAACAACAAAAAAUAUCGAAAACCUUGUCUUCCAGUAACCGGAGCAGGGCCCCACACAUCAGAGUGAACCAAAGCAAAAGGUGAUUUUUCUCUGGUGUUGUUUAAUUUGAAGGAAUGUCUGUGACUUUUUUGCUAAAACACAAGUUUCACAAUUCAAAACAUGGGUAGAAGAAACUAACUCAGGAAAGAGUAGACGCAGAUAAUUUAUGGAUGUGUGCCCUAACCGGCGAUGCAAGAGCCAAAUCUGUCUGUCAGUUAGUCCGUGAGUUAGCAUCGCAGUACUCUGUUGGGCUAUCUCAUCCACGUAGUACAAUCCAUGUCGCUCAGUGCUACGCCCAACUAUCGUCCUUGUCUUGAUGUCCUGUAACAUACAAAAAUGAGGCUGCAUUGGCAAUUUGUAGUUGAGAUCUCUUGUUACAUGACUAACAGGCAAAAGUUUGUGGGACAAUGAAGGAACAUAAAGACAGUUUGAGAGGCGAAGGGUUGGUGAGAUAGUGACAGUUCCCGCCCCUCUACUUGUGCUAACUCCCCACUAGCUGUUUGGACAAAUUUUUUUAUGGAUUGAGAAAUAUCGAGGAAGUCCAAUGCAUCAAAGGACAUGGUAUCGGUUGCCCCACAGUAAAAAAUCCAAUGAUAGUCUUUAUGUCCUACGUUUGAGGAAGAUGGGUAUGCUAAAGCUUGGAAUUUGUUUGUACAAGUAAUGGAAGGCUGAAAUUCAAAAAUUUGGAUUUUGUUUUCAGAAUUUUCGAGACUUGGGGAUGUUAUUUGGGUCUUUUGGACAGAUGCAUGUUUUUUGUAUAAUAUUUCGGACAACUGAGGUGAGUUAGCAAAUUUCUGAAAUUGCUUAGGUGGCUUUUGCAGUUUCAGAACUCUUUGGGGUGGUUUUUGUGAGAAAUGUUUGGAGUGGGGUCGGAUCUGGGAUAGUGUAUAAGUUUUGGGUUUUUUUUUGCAAAGUGUGGAGGGUUUUUUUUUGAAAAUCCCACACAAGAUUCAGAAUCAGCGGCGCAUUUCUUUCAUCUUCUCCCAAAUUCCUUUCUUCUUCUCCUCGGCUGAACCGAAUCCCCAGCUCUACCGGCAGCAGCUUCAACGGCGUAGGAAUUCGUCAUAUUUUCAGAUUGCACUAGAACAAGAGCCACUGCUUCAGCCGCCGCUGCCUCCGACGCUGCUUCAGGAGCAGCCGCUGCCACCGCUUCAGCCCCGCCGUCGCUGCUCUAGCCGCCGCUUCAGACGGAUACUGCUCGGCUGGCGACGCUGCUUCAGAUGGAUGCUGCUGCUGCUGCCGACGUCGACGCCUACUGAUGUUGCUGUUUUUGCCGCCGUCGUCGACGAUGCUGCUGUAUGUGACGGGUGGAGCUGCAGACAUGUUACUCCUUCGGCUGUUCGCCUGUGUUGCUGCAGCAGUGCAUUUCGAUCCUUCGCCGAAGAGCGAUCCUUCGCCGAGGUUCUUCGGCAGGUAGGAAUUUUGGCUUUGGUUUGUGUAGGAUUUGUACAAAUCAAUUAGAUUUGAGAUUGUCUCGAUCAAUAGCUCUGAUACCAUCUUAAAGAUGGUAAUCGAGAGAGGUGGAGAAAGAUUGGUUAGGCAUUUGGAAGAUAAAAGUGUAUAGAGAAAUAUUUUAAUGCUUGUUUUUUUUGUUGUCUAUUCAAAUGUUCAUUAUCCUAGUAUUUAUAGGGUGAAUGAGAAUGUUCUAGUAUAACAAUAAAUGGGAUUGGAACUCUACAAUGCUUAGGAAAUAAACACCACUUGGUACUCUACAAAACUUAUGGACUCUUCAUCCAAAUUGAAUGUUGGGCGGCAUAUUUGGUACUCUACAAAACUUAUGGACUCUUUAUCCAAAUUGAACGUGGGGCGGCAUAUUAAUGUCGUUGCUCUUUCCAACAAGAAGAUUCAGAAAGAAGUCAUCCAACGACUUAGUAGCGACCCCUCCUGCGGAGAUUUUUAGCUGGUAGCUGCACAAAUGGGGUCUCAAGCGAAUAUGGACAAGAUGCAGCAGCGCCAGAAUUAUCGCAAUCUCUGGCACACCGAUCUCAUGCGCACAAUCCAAAAUGAUCCUCCAUAUUGCUGCUUGUCGUUUUGGUGUGGCCCCUGCGUGUCGUAUAUGCUCCGCAAAAGAGCACUCUACAAUGACAUGUCCCGGUAUGUGUGCUGUGCUGGGUAUAUGCCUUGCAGUGGUCGAUGUGGUGAAAACCGUUGCCCAGAAUUUUGCCUUGCAACUGAGGUUUUCCUGUGCUUUGGAAAUUCAGUUGCCUCUACUCGGUUUUUGUUGCAAGAUGAAUUCAACAUACAAACAACACAGUGUGAUAAUUGCAUCAUUGGUUUCAUGGUGUGCCUCCAACAAUUUGCUUGCAUUUUCUCUAUUGUUGCUAUGAUAGUAGGAAGUGAAGAGAUCUCAGAGGCUUCCCAGAUUCUGUCAUGCUUGUCUGAUAUGGUGUAUUGCACGGUUUGUGCUUGUAUGCAGACACAACAUAAGAUUGAAAUGGACAAGCGCGAUGGUAAGUUUGGCCCACAACCGAUGGCAGUUCCACCCGUCCAGCAAAUGUCACGCCUUGAUCAGGCAUAUCCCUCUACUGUCGGAUACCCUCCACCCGCAUAUGGGCAGCCAACUUAUCCUCUUCCACCCGCGUAUGGGCAACCAAAUUAUGCUCCACCCGCGUAUGGGCAGCCAACCUAUCCUCCUCCCCCUGCAGGCUAUCAGAGGUGAGCUUGUGUUCUUUCUGUACUGUUGGCGGAGUUGUUCGAAUAUAUCAUCAGGAGGUUGUUGAUAGAUAUUCAUAAACAUUGUCCGUUGUACAGUAUUUUGUUGGUUCUUUGUUGUGUGUCACAUAUAUAAGACCUAAUUUUUUAAAGCCUUUGCCAUGACUUGAGAUUGAUAAUAAAAUGGCAUUUACAUGUU